GGGAGAAAGAAAAGUUUCUGCUCCGCCCUUGUGGGCCGGACUGUUGCCUGGGGCAACGGCUCCAUGACCAACCGGCGCGCGGCGGCGAGCCGCGGCGGGCCAAUGGCGCGCGCCGGUGGGCGGAGCUGAAGUCUCCUUGGGCCCCCGUGCCGAGGCCUAGUUCAGUUUGACCCGGCCUCGGGCGCCAUGGGCGGCGGUGAGAGCGUUCCCCGGAGGGUCACCUUCGAGGCGGACGAAAACGACAACAUCACGGUGGUGAAGGGCAUCCGGCUCUCCGAAAAUGUCAUCGAGCGGAUGAAAGAGCCAUCUUCUCCUGGCGGAAAAUCUCAGAAGAAAUUUGGAUCUAGCAAUCAUACCUCCAUUGGUGGAGCUGCAGUCAAUGAAGAAGAACUGAAGAAAAGAAUAGCUGAAGAAUUGGCCUUGGAACAAGCGAGGCGAGAGGCUGAAGCUCAGAAAAGAUUAAAACAAAGCCAAUCGUCCGUCCAAGAUGAAUUGGCGAAAGCCCUUGACCGGGAGAGGGCUGCGUCCAGCGAGCAUUUGGCUAGGGCCGUCCUGCGCGAGAGAGCUUCCGCCGAAGACGAACGCAUGAAGUCACAGCUCCUGGCCAAACAGCUAGAAGAAAAGGAAAAGGAGCUGAAGAAACACGAGACUUACUACAAGGAGCAGCUGAACCGCCUGGAAGAGAGGAACUGAUGGGAAGAACCCUCUGACCUGGGCCGGCUGAG
Pseudonaja textilis is the source of this 725-nucleotide messenger RNA. NCBI's taxonomy places the organism in Eukaryota, Metazoa, Chordata, Lepidosauria, Squamata, Elapidae. The record is from RefSeq and is a predicted model, not a curated record.